Messenger RNA from Oncorhynchus keta (chum salmon), 2521 nucleotides. Its product is annotated as proteoglycan 4-like. The annotation marks the transcript as partial. Lineage: Eukaryota; Metazoa; Chordata; Actinopteri; Salmoniformes; Salmonidae. The transcript has a single exon. The record is from RefSeq and is a predicted model, not a curated record.
GGUGCUGCUGCUUACCAGGCAUAUUGUGGGUUUAGUUUCUUUCAGCCCCAACCAGUCAGCCCCAACCAGUCAGCCCCAACCAGUCAGCCCCAACCAGUCAGCCCCAACCAGUCAGCCCCAACCAGUCAGCCCCAACCAGUCAGCCCCAACCAGUCAGCCCCAACCAGUCAGCCCCAACCAGUCAGCCCCAACCAGUCAUCCCCAACCAGUCAUCCCCAACCAGUCAUCCCCAACCAGUCAUCCCCAACCAGUCAGCCUCAACCAGUCAGCCCCAACCAGUCAGCCUCAACCAGUCAGCCUCAACCAGUCAGCCCCAACCAGUCAGCCUCAACCAGUCAGCCUCAACCAGUCAGCCUCAACCAGUCAGCCUCAACCAGUCAGCCUCAACCAGUCAGCCCCAACCAGUCAGCCCCAACCAGUCAGCCCCAACCAGUCACCCCCAACCAGUCACCCCCAACCAGUCAGCCCCAACCAGUCAGCCCCAACCAGUCAGCCUCAACCAGUCAGCCUCAACCAGUCAGCCUCAACCAGUCAGCCUCAACCAGUCACCCCCAACCAGUCACCCCCAACCAGUCACCCUCAACCAGUCACCCUCAACCAGUCACCCUCAACCAGUCACCCUCAACCAGUCACCCUCAACCAGUCACCCUCAACCAGUCACCCUCAACCAGUCACCCUCAACCAGUCAGCCUCAACCAACCAGCUCCGCCUCAGACCCAACUAGCCCUCCCAGCUCUGGAGAGACCAUAAUGACUGUAGUAGGGGUUACGGCUCCUUCCCCUACCCCCGCUGCCUCCCUCUCCUGGUCCAGCUCACAGCGCCCCCAGGUGGCUGGAGUAUGAUCUGCUCUCCCGGCCACCUGGCAGGCAGAAAGACUGCAGUACUGAAAGAGAACUGAGCUUCCAGACCAGAGGUUCUCAUAUAAAACUUCAAAAUCAGAAGUGACAGAAUGACAAAAUCUUUAUUUUUUAUGCAUUAAGGUAUAUUUUAAAUAGCUUUGGAAAUCUUAACAGAAGAGUUUUAUGUGAUUGUUUUUGCCAGAGGCACAGACGCUACUAGCUAGCUACAAUGAAAAUGAGUCGAUGUGUAACGUGUAUACAAGCAAUUGUAUUAUAGAUAACAUAUAUCUAUUAAGAAUAUAACAGUAUACACAGCAACACAGCUCACGGCAGGAGUCUGAUUUCCAUGACGAUGUGUUUUUGUUUGAAUGGACAGCUGUUUUACUUCUUCUUUUUUUGUCGGUUGGCUGGCUUGGAUGUGCAUCUCACUGUAAAUAGUCGAUCCUCAUUGCAGCAACAAUCCAAUGUGGAUCCAGUGGGCAGAAGCAGUGAUGGAGCUGAUAGUUAUUAGGAACCGAAUGGAAACCGAACGGAAACUGGGCGGGACCUACCUGAAUUUGUCCAAUAGAAACUCAUUUUCGAUUUGUAAAACUUUUUCUUUUUUUUCCCCGUUUGAAGCAAAUGUUUGGUACGAUGUUCCAUUAAUGAAUUACACCCCAGGUUGCCUCUGCUUACUACAGCUCUGCUCUCUCAAGUCUCCUUGCUAUAAUAGUACUGGUCUAGUACUCGGUAGGACUCAAUAGUACUUGUUAGUACUCGAUAGUACUCAUGAGUACUUAACUACAUUCAACUUUCUCUGUCUUUUUCAUUGUCAUUGUUUUUAUUUUGUAUUUUAUCACUUUGGACAGUGUCAUCUCCUAAUUUUUCUCCUUAAAUUAUAUUUUUCAAUGAAAAUGAUUGAUCUCCCAUUUUCUUUCUUUUUUGCACAAGCACUGUAGUUAGUAGGUGAUAAUUUGAUCACACUGAUGAAUGAUGGUACCACAGGUCAUGGCUGUGGGUAAAUGUAUGGAUGGGUCAGUCAUGGGUCUAGCUAUAGUAAUGGAUAUUUGUGGCUCCUCCUCCCCAGAGGAUUGGAUGGAUAUUUGUGGCUCCUCCUCCCCAGAGGAUUGGAUGGAUAUUUGUGGCUCCUCCUCCCCAGAGGAUUGGAUGGAUAUUUGUGGCUCCUCCUCCCCAGAGGAUUGCAAAAAUCCAGGGACGGUCUAUAAAUCUCCCUGUUUCCAGAAAUCCUGGUUGGAAAACUCUUGGAAUUUUUAAAAGGUAAUAAACAGGAAAUCCGGGAAUCCUCCUGUGACAAAAUGACCGGGGUGUCCUGAACUUCUUUUGUUUUAAAUCGAACUGUAGUUCUGAAUCCAGUGGUUUUGCAGUAGAACGAGACAUUGAUCUGUUUGUGUGUCACAAAUGGAAACCCUAUUCUAUCUAUACUGUAGCCGUAACCUCCCAGGGCUCUGGUUUAAAAGCAGUGCAUCGUAUAGGGAAUACAAUGUCUCUCUCACUCUCAUCUGACAUACUUUUUUAUUUUUAUUUUUAUUUUUUUAUCAAGCCUGUGAAUAUGAUCUGUUAUCUGAUCAAGUUUUUAUUUUCCAUUUUUUUUGUAAUUAUUUCAUUGUUUUUAUUCCAUUUCUUUUUUCCAGAACAAUUUAAGCUAAAAAGAUUUAAUAAAUUGAUGGUGGUGGAAACGACAA